This is a messenger RNA of Liolophura sinensis, 4939 nucleotides long. RefSeq names its product DNA replication licensing factor mcm4-B-like. NCBI's taxonomy places the organism in Eukaryota, Metazoa, Mollusca, Polyplacophora, Chitonida, Chitonidae. The record is from RefSeq and is a predicted model, not a curated record. Gene Ontology annotation, cellular component: nucleus; MCM complex. Gene Ontology annotation, biological process: DNA strand elongation involved in DNA replication; mitotic DNA replication initiation; DNA replication. Gene Ontology annotation, molecular function: ATP binding; single-stranded DNA helicase activity; ATP hydrolysis activity.
AAAGAUCUUUGUUGGAGUUGAUGAUCGCAGUGGGCUGUUGUGUUGAACUUAGAACCAGAAAUUGCAGUCAGUUGAAGUAUGUCGUCUCCCGCCACUACCCCACGUAGGAGGAGCAAAAGGGGGAGGAGCGAAGAGCCCAGCAGCCCCCCGGAGAGUGCUGGAGAUAAAACACCCUCAAGGAGAAGCACCCGUUCUGGAGCAUCAACACCGAGCAGCACAAGGAAGAGUGCCCGUAAAUCUGGACAUAACAGUACGACCUCCUCCCCUCCCUCACAGCGCCGCCGUAUAGACACCUCCCCUGGGGUAGAUCUAGCACCCAUGCCCUCCUCGCCCCCCAGUGGGAACCUGGGAGGAUCCGGAGAUGCUUCACUCUUCUCCAGCCCUGCCCCUCACAGAGGAAUCCCCACCAGUGAAAUAGACCUCAGCUCUCCCCUUAACUAUGGAACCCCCAGCUCCCGUGGGGCUCCAGGCACUCCUAUGACUCCCGGUGUCGGGGCGACGCCUAUUCGACAGCGUCCAGACGUUCGCAGUGAUCGGAAGAUCCGCCAGGUAGCUGUGGGGGCUACGGAUCCAGUGGAGGGCACCCGCAUGACAAGUGAAAUCACAAGCGACUCUAACGCAGGACCACAGCUUGUAAUCUGGGGCACAGACGUUGUGAUCAGUCACUGUAAAGAGAAAUUCAAACGCUUCAUCACGAAAUAUGUCGAACAAGACGUACAGACGGAUGAACAGUUUGACGGAAUGGACAUCAGUCAGCCAUACUAUUUACAGAGGCUGGAAGAGAUCAACAUCAUUGGAGAGCCAUUCCUGAACAUCAACUGUGGCCACUUGCAGCAGUUUGACCCGGAGCUGUACCGUCAGCUGAUUAGCUACCCGCAGGAAGUCAUUCCCACCUUUGACAUGGCCAUCAACGAGAUGUUUUUUGAUCGCUUUCCGGACACCACACUGGAGCACCAGGUACAAGUGCGCCCAUACAACGCGGAGAAGACGAAGAAUAUGAGGAGCCUCAACCCUGAAGAUAUUGACCAGUUGAUCAGUAUUGGGGGAAUGGUGAUUCGCUUGUCCACUCUAAUCCCUGAGAUGAGAGAAGCUUUCUUCCGGUGCCACGUCUGCAACAACACCGCCACCGUAGAGAUUGACAGAGGCCGAAUCUCCGAGCCUACCCUCUGUACUCACUGCAACACGAAUCACUCCUUCUCGCUUGUCCACAAUCGCUCCCAGUUCUCUGACAAACAGAUGGUCAAGAUACAAGAAUCUCCAGAGGACAUGCCGCCUGGCCAGACUCCGCAUACUGUGGCAGUGUAUGCUCACAAUGAUCUGGUGGAUAAAGUCCAGCCUGGAGACCGUGUCACCAUCACGGGUAUCUACAGAGCCACGCCCCUCCGAGUCAACCCCAGGCAGAGCAACGUCAAGUCUGUUUACAAAACUCACAUCGAUGUCGUGCAUUUCCGUAAACUGGACACCAAAAGGUUGCAUGAGCAGAACGAAGAUGAAGAUAGCAAAGAAUCUAAGAUGAGCCAAGAUAAAAUUGACUAUAUCAAAGAACUAUCCAAGAAACCUGACAUUUAUGAAAGACUGGCGAGAGCAAUUGCCCCCAGUAUCUAUGAGAAUGAAGACAUCAAGAAGGGCAUCCUUCUCCAGCUGUUCGGAGGAUGCAGGAAGGAUUUCUCACAUUCAGGCAGAGGCAAAUGCAGAUCUGAAAUCAACAUUUUGCUGUGUGGUGACCCCGGUACCAGCAAGUCUCAACUGCUACAGUACGUUCACAAUCUGGUCCCACGGGGUCAGUACACCUCCGGGAAGGGAUCGAGUGCUGUGGGUCUGACAGCCUACGUCACCAAAGACCCUGAAACGCGCCAGCUUGUUCUGCAGACUGGAGCUCUGGUACUCAGUGACAAUGGUGUGUGUUGUAUUGAUGAAUUUGACAAAAUGAAUGACAGUACCCGGUCUGUGCUGCACGAAGUAAUGGAACAGCAAACCAUGUCCAUUGCCAAGGCUGGAAUUAUCUGUUCUUUGAAUGCCAGGACGUCUAUUCUAGCUGCUGCCAAUCCUGUGGAAUCCCAAUGGAAUAAAAACCGGACAAUCACAGAGAAUAUUCAGUUGCCCCACACACUGCUAUCCAGGUUUGACCUGAUAUUUUUGAUCCUGGAUCCACAAGAUGAGCUGUUCGACCGAAGACUGGCCAAUCAUCUCGUCUCGCUUUACUUCCGCGGAGUGGAAGAGGAGGAAGAGGAGCACGUGGAUAUGGGGAUACUGAAGGAUUAUCUUGGCUAUGCUAAGAAAUACAUUCACCCCAAGCUAAGCGAAGACGCUGGUCAAGCCUUCAUACAGGCCUACAUAGAGAUGAGGAAGAUUGGCAGUGGGAGGGGCCAAGUGUCUGCGUAUCCAAGGCAACUGGAGUCUCUGAUUCGAUUGGCUGAAGCCCAUGCCCGUAUGCGUCUAUCAGAUACAGUGGAGAUACCAGAUGUAGAGGAGGCUCGCAGGCUGUAUAAAGAGGCAUUGAAGCAGGCAGCUGUGGACCCGUCAACUGGGAAGAUUGAUAUCAGCAUUUUGACAACUGGCAUCAGCGGGGCAGCCAGAAAGAGAAGGGCAGAGGUCAUGCACGCGCUCAAGAAACUCAUCUCAGACAAGGGGAAAGUCGUCACCCUCAAAUAUCCAAAAUUACUGGACGAAUUUAAAGCCAGCUCAGAUUUCCCAAUCACCAAAGACAUGUUUGAUGAUGCACUGAAAGAUCUGCAAGAUGAUGACUACUUGAUCAGGACAAAUCAGCUCAUUCGUCUUUGCCAGUGAUUAAACAGUGGCCAAUCAGAAAUCAUUUUACAUCUUUGCCAAAGGCAUUCCAUGAAGGGGAGUUGACGUAUUUACUUGCAGUUCAUUUACGUGAAAGUAUACCUUGAUUAUUGUAGGUUGAAAAUAUAAAACCUUAACUUCUGGUAUUUUCUUGGAUACAUUUGCUGUGUAAAUAAUGAAGUGCUUCCAAAUUAGCUUUUGUAAUAAAUCUGUAAUUUCCCACCCUUGGAAAAUAUGUACUAGGAAGACAAAAAGAUAUUGUUACGAUUUUAUUAAUGUAAAUAAAACAAUACAUCAGAAAUCUUAUGUAUAUGUGAUGGGUUGAAACUCAGCUGUGAAAAUUUUUAAGUGAAAUUCUUAAAAAGAGAUUAUGUAGUUAUCCGAGAUGUUACAGCAAUCAGAAAAUUUGCAUGCUUUGAUGUCAUUAAAUAAUUGUAGAGCAUCUACAUUACAUCUGUUUUUGACUUUUACAUAACCACUGAAUCAGUUUGUAGAAAUGACAAUAAACCACCAUGCCAACUUCAAAUGUUGUUUUUCAUCUUUUAUUUGUACAAAACCUAUUUACAUGGCAUAGAUAUGUUUUAUGUAUUCAAGUGCAAAAAAAAAACAACCCUGGCUUUUGUCUGAACAAAAACCCUGUGUUGAAAGGGCGCCAUUUUUCUUUCAACUUUACUCCACUUUUUAGCUGUUCAUCAACACCGAGUGAAGUUUGAAAUAACAGUGAAAACAAACUGCACUAUCGUAAGGACCUUUUAUUAGUAAAAAAAAAAAAAAAAGUGGAAUGUUCGGCGUGUGUGUUGGGGGUGAAAUGAAGGAAUAUCAAGAGUGGUUGUCGUGGCAACACACUAUGACAGUGAGAGAAGUAGUAAUAUUCAUUGUUUAUAUGGUUAAAAUAAAUCUUUGGUAGAAACCUGAUUGAUUAUGUAUCGUGACCUGAACGUCAGUUUUCAAACAUGCCAACAAUAAUAGCAAAAAAGCCACAGGGACUAAUUUCAUCUGAGGACAAUCCACUGCUCUCUUCAUGGUCUGACCAAGUCAAAACUAAAACAAUGCUUGGUAUGCAGAUUUGCAAUAUGGCGGAAAGCAGCUUGUGGAUAAACACUGAGAGACCGCAAGGAAACACAAUCUAUUUGUGAUAAAUGCUCAACCCUCCUCAGAUUUGAUCCAGUCUUGUACUUGGGCCUCUUACCUGAGUUAGGGAGGCACACACACUUUCCUUAAGAUGUGGUAAUGCCUGCAGUAUAUACACCAGCCUCCGGCUGCCAUUCGUAAAGUCUAAAUGCAGAGCCCCAUUCUCGAUCUAAGACGGCUCGUCCUUCUGUACUACACAUGAACCUCAUUGGUUCAUGGCCUGUACAACAACAACUGCUUUGUCAUUGCUGGUAAUGAAAACUGGGAGGUGGAAGUAGUGCAGAUGAUUGUUUUGAUUGGUGUUGUAAGCCAUAAUCAAGAAUAGGAAAGAAACCAGGGAUUAGACCCAAGACCUUCACCAGAUUGCUGGCUGACCUUCCCAUGUAUGGCCAGAGAGGAAGCCAGAUUUUGCUGGAUUUGAAUUCAAAGCGAAUGUAUUGGUGGGAGGCCAGUUGGUUGUUAUGCACAUAAGCAUAAACUGUAAGAAAAAAAUAAGUGCAGCAUGAAUGUGGUAAAAAAAAAUUUGUCCUUGUAUACUGAAUAUAUAUAUAUAUAUAUAUACUUAUAUAUUUUUGUCCUUACAUAUUGAAUAGAAAAGCACUGUCUACAUAGCAUCAUUCCCCCAUUUCCUGUUUCUUUGAGUUUGACUCAAAAAAAGCUUCCACAACUUAAUAAUGAUUUUACUGUCGUAAUUGAAGUCGAGCGAUCACUGGAAAGACUCUUUUGUCUUUUAAAUCAGGUUUGAACUCUGAUUCACAGGGCAUGUUUUUGUACAAUUGUUAAUGUGCACUGCUGACAUACCUAAUUAUAGCAAUAUCUGUGAUGCAAAUUUGCAUAGACGAUUCUCCUAAUGAAUACAAUUUCAGUGGGAUAAAGCACAUCUUAUUAUCAGCGUGGAAAGUUGAUAUUAAAAUUAUGAAUGCAGUAAUUCUGUCUUACAUGGUAGAUACACAUCAAAGCACUGAAUAUUCAAAAUUACCUACUACACUGCUUACUUUGAAAAUGCUUGUAACUGGACUUA